UUUUUUUGGAGAAAUGGAAAAGGAAGGUUUAGGGCUUGAAAUUACAGAGCUGAGGUUGGGCCUUCCGGGUGGUGGUGGUGGUGGUUGCAGUAAUCCAUCUGCAACGGAGAAGAAGAAGAGGGUCUUCUCUGAGAUCUCCAACGAAGAUGAGAACAGCUCAAGCAGCCAGAAAAAGAUCCAGAACAACAAGAGUCAAAUCGUGGGGUGGCCACCGGUUUGCUCGUACAGGAAGAAGAGCAAUGCUGCUGCUGCUGCUGAGUCUCAUGAAACUGGGAAACUGUACGUGAAGGUGAGCAUGGAUGGAGCACCUUUUCUGCGUAAAAUCGAUUUAAAGACUCAUAAAGGGUACUCUGAUCUUGCCCUUGCCUUCCAACAUCUCUUUGCUUCCUAUGGCAUUGGUGGCUUGUGGAAGGACUCAGAUUGCUCAGAAUAUAUUCCCAUUUAUGAAGAUAAAGAUGGAGACUGGAUGCUAGUUGGUGACGUUCCCUGGGAGUUGUUUACCGAGUCAUGCAAAAGGUUGAGGAUAAUGAAGAGAUCGGAUGCCAAAGGUUUUGGAGUGGAGUUCAAACUGGCUGAUGAGGAAACACAUAUAUGUUGA
Messenger RNA from Telopea speciosissima, 598 nucleotides. Its product is annotated as auxin-induced protein 22C-like. Bases 14 to 598 code for a protein of 194 amino acids. Lineage: Eukaryota; Viridiplantae; Streptophyta; Magnoliopsida; Proteales; Proteaceae. Gene Ontology annotation, molecular function: protein binding. Gene Ontology annotation, biological process: regulation of DNA-templated transcription. Gene Ontology annotation, cellular component: nucleus. The transcript has 3 exons. The record is from RefSeq and is a predicted model, not a curated record.